UCUAUAAGUAGGCACCGAUUAAUCAUACAGUCGGCGCUUGUCAAAUAUUUGAGGGUAGAAGAAGCAUGAAGAGGAUAGCACCCUGGCGGAGGAGCGAAGCAGCCGCAGAGAGCCCAAGUGAGCUUUGCGCUUGCGCGAUCGGUCCUUUGAGUGAAAAUUGCAUUCUCGCGAUCUAUCACAAUACAACCCAGUGUGGCCCUAGUGUGACCCACGGGUAGGAUUACAAGGCACCAGAAGCUUCAGGCUAGCCUUCAAGGCUCAGAUGGGUGUAAACCGCGCGACGCUUAUGUCAUGUCAUCGAAAUUGGCCGGAUAAUCGGCGCCUGCCGAUUUCUGAGUCAUACCUGCCAAGAGCCCUCAGUUCGUACGCUGAUGAGCGAUCCCACCACCCGGAACCCACGAUCCACGACCCAUGCCGGAGCUGCAGUCUGAUAACAGCAACUAAUCCCAUUCAUUCUAUCCCGUCUGAUAUGGAGCCAAGCAAUGGUUGUAAAUUUCUCGCGAAUGAGUCUGUGUCACGACUUGCUUCACAAUCAAAUUUCGAAACGAGCAGGAGCAUGAUGGAACUGAUGGAAACACUCAAAAGGGGUGGACGAUCGGGGGGUGGACUUCUAAAUACUACAGAAGAACCCCAUGAAGGGGAUGAUCGAGCCUCAGGAUGGUCACUGCAUUCCUCCUGGUUGGGAUGCAAGGGUGUACUAGACACAUGUAUUCGCGGCGAGUCCGAAGGGACCGUGCUUGGUCCCGUCACAGAACUGUGCCCAGAGCAAAGCCAACUGACCCACCAACUGCACCUCUCAUGUAUGCCCCAGUGUUCGAGCCUCUUCCCCUACUGCCACCUCGGAAGUAGUCGUCGUCGUGGGAGUGGGUGGUAGGGGUGCUGACCGUGGAAAUGGUGGGAUCGUGGGAGUCAUAGGAGUCGUGGAGGUUGUGGUGUGGAAGACGUCGUGCUCAAUGGCAACAACCGCGAACUU
Cantharellus anzutake is the source of this 973-nucleotide messenger RNA. RefSeq lists its product as uncharacterized. The transcript has 3 exons. Bases 263 to 874 code for a protein of 203 amino acids. NCBI's taxonomy places the organism in Eukaryota, Fungi, Basidiomycota, Agaricomycetes, Cantharellales, Hydnaceae. The record is from RefSeq and is a predicted model, not a curated record.